AUGCUCUGGCUCUUGACCUUUGCAACGCGAAUCCUCUUGGUUACGCCAUUUUUCGACCAAAAAGAAUUCCAUUUGACGAGGGUUACACCCUCUUACGCGCUGCACGGAACGGCCUUAGCUUGGAAGCAGAGCAUUAAAAUUUUCGGCUGCGACGACUGUACCUUCGUCAUUGAUUAUUCAAAGCCGGGCUGCAACGACACAACCGGGAAUGGCGAUAACCUGACAAUUUUGUGUUAUGAUGAUUUUCCUUUUCUGCUUGCUGGAAAAGUUCCGGAUAUAUCCGACUGCACGCAAGCAUGGUCCACUUGCCAGGAUUUCCAGCAGUUCCAUUUCCAAUGCACUUGGACCGUACCGGGCCCGGGAACCGAGCUGUCAUACCGAUCUGAAGUGACUAUCCCAGGAGAUUAUUUUGCCCUGUCGAUCCGAGUGCAAGAGUGGGCCGUCGACGAUGAGGACCUGUGCAUCGAUGACAGCAACGUGAUCAUCUUGCAGCCACUGACAUCACUGACUUGCGUCUCUAUAUUUGACCCCGAACACUACAACAAGACGGUGCCGUUCAAUUUAUUCCGGAUGGGAAGCCUUGCGGUAGCCGGUGCACUUUUGGACAUCUAUGCUGGCGGCAUUCCCGGGAAUGGGAAUGCGAAUUUUUUGGGUAGCGCUCUAACAUCGCAGGAAGACCAGCAAUAUAAUAGUUUUGAUAGUGUCGUCACUUUCAUGAACCGAGACUUCGCGGACAACGUUUUUAUUGUGCCGUCGAUGAACGAUGUUUUCAUCACUCCAAAUCCGACAACGCCCACCCUGCUGAGCAGCUUCAAAUAUCCGUGGAUUUUUGAGGAGGAUCGGGAAUUUUUUCCCGAAACGGUCAUCGGCAUCGACUAUAACGAGAUCCUUGGCACUUUGAUGUCUCUCAACGCGCUGGAUGACGGAAUCCUUGAAGUCGGAUUCACUGCUGAUAAUGAGAAAAUUACCAGCAGCAAAAACUACACAUCAAAGAACGCAGGAACUAGCUACCCAUUAAGGGAAAAUAUUAAGCAGCUAAAAUUCACUCCGUCAUCAAACAGCAUCGAUGGAGGCCUAGCCGUCCCGCGGCUUUCUGGGCAGGACCCGAAUUUUCUGCUGAACAUCGCGGAUAUCCGUUUUUACGGUACCCACUACGAAUUCAAUAAAUUUACGGCAAUGGUCGACAGAUUGGAUGCUGAUACGAGCAUCACGUAUACUGUUUGCAGCCUUCAUUCGAACAGCACGAUGAAAGAUAAGGCAGUCGAUUAUGAGGAUUGCAUGACGAGGGCCGACCUCAUGACGCAAGUCUUGGAUUGCUGCUCGAAGACGGGCGCUGCAUCAAAUGGCCAACAAAUCGAUUUUGACCUCCGAAAUCUGACCGAAUACUCCGUCGAACAAAUUAGCUUAUGGCAUAGCGCACGAUACCGGAAUGGCACCGCUGUUGAUUUGAAAUUUGAGCUCGUUGCCAUGCAAAACGUAGAACUGACACUGUUUGCAAUCUAUGUGAAUGGAACGACUGUGCAGCACAACUACACAUCAUCUACCGGGAUCUCAUCUAGCGAACUGUACCUUACUGACAUAAUGAAUAUAACUGGUGUAUUUCGGUUAUUUACCAACCACGGCCCCGACUUGGUCUCCAGCACCAACGACAUCGGCAAGCCCAGCGGGAAGAGCGCGCAAACU
Molecule: messenger RNA, 1683 nt
Organism: Mesorhabditis spiculigera
Lineage: Eukaryota; Metazoa; Nematoda; Chromadorea; Rhabditida; Rhabditidae
Source: the annotation of a GenBank genome assembly